AUGGCAGCUUGCACGGGAAUGCAGUCCGUCCUCCUGUCCGCAGAGCUGUCUGUCAUUAAUGGAGAGACUUACCACCUGAUGCUGUGGCUGCUGGUCCUGACUCUCCCCUGUCUGGGGGGCUCCGUACCUGUGACCUCAGAUCCUGGCCCAGGGACUGAGCUGGUGGGCAUCGUGGGGGGGCAUGAUGCUGCCAAUGGGGCGUGGCUGUGGCAGGUGGGCCUGUGGUUCUUCCAUCCAAUAAGUUCUGAGUGGAUUCUUUGGUGUGGGGGCUCCCUCAUCCAUCCCCAGUGGGUGCUGACCGCUGCCCACUGCAUUCCAGAGCUCACGGUGCUGGGUGACAUUGCUUCAGGAGGUGAGAACCAGGAUGACACGUGGGAGUGGGAGGAGGAGACUGAGGGCGAUGCAGGGGGCGGGCCGGGCUCUACAGAGGAGGCUCAGCUGGGGUCUGAGCUGGGCUCCCUCCGGGAGCCGCUGCCGCCGCCCAAAAAUCUGCAGGAAGUGGAGGUCCCCAUCGUGGCGAAUGAGAUCUGUCGGCAGCAAUAUGGCAAUGUUAUCACGGACGACCAGCUGUGUGCCGGGAGCUGGGGACGGAGCACCUGCCAGGGUGACUCUGGGGGCCCCUUGGUCUGUAAAUGGAGGGGCACCUGGGUCCAG
This is a messenger RNA of Myotis lucifugus (little brown bat), 654 nucleotides long. RefSeq names its product mastin-like. Gene Ontology annotation, biological process: proteolysis. The transcript is spliced from 6 exons. The record is from RefSeq and is a predicted model, not a curated record. NCBI's taxonomy places the organism in Eukaryota, Metazoa, Chordata, Mammalia, Chiroptera, Vespertilionidae. Gene Ontology annotation, molecular function: serine-type endopeptidase activity. The annotation marks the transcript as partial.